Messenger RNA from Oryza brachyantha (malo sina), 1072 nucleotides. Its product is annotated as two-component response regulator EHD1-like. The coding region runs from base 1 to 996 and encodes 331 amino acids. The transcript is spliced from 5 exons. Gene Ontology annotation, biological process: phosphorelay signal transduction system; cytokinin-activated signaling pathway. The record is from RefSeq and is a predicted model, not a curated record. Gene Ontology annotation, molecular function: DNA binding. Lineage: Eukaryota; Viridiplantae; Streptophyta; Magnoliopsida; Poales; Poaceae.
AUGGAUCACCAAGAACUGUGGCCUUUUGGCCUCAGUGUUCUGGUCAUUGAUAACAACUACUCAAACUUGUCGUCCAUGGAAGAUUUACUUCUGAAGUGCAGUUACAAGGUUACAACCUAUAAGAAUGUCAGAGAAGCUAUGUCCUUCAUUUUGGACAAUCCGCAAAGAGUUGACCUCAUAAUCAGCGAUGUGUUCUUUCCUACUGAAGAUGGUUUGCUCAUUCUGCAAGAAGUAACAUCCAAGUUUGGCAUACCUACAGUGAUUAUGGCUUCAAGCAGAGACACAAGUACAGUGAUGAAAUAUGUCGCAAACGGCGCUUCCGAUUUCCUGCUAAAACCGGUGAGAAUCGAGGAGCUGAGCAACAUCUGGCAGCAUGUGUUCCGGAAGCAAAUGCGGGAGCUCAUCAACAAGAACAGCAAUCAUAUGGUAAUAACAGCUGGGAAUAAUCCUGAUGAACAGCACUAUCCUCCGCUGCUGACAGCAAUGGCGGCGUCUUCUGCUACUGAUCCAGCUACCACAAGAACGGCCAGUGAAGGCUCGACGCCACUAGAAAAUGAGGUCAGAGACGACGACAUGGAGCACAGCAAUGGCGAGAUCACAGACAUAAGAGGCCUCAGAGAGUGUAGGCUGAGCUGGACCGCGCAGCUGCAUCGUCAGUUCAUUGCAGCAGUGAAACACCUUGGAGAAGACAAGGCAGUUCCAAAGAAGAUACUGGGGAUAAUGAAUGUCAAACAUUUGACAAGAGAGCAAGUUGCCAGUCAUCUGCAGAAAUACAGGAUGCGCCAGAAGAAAUCGAUUCCAACAGCGAGCAGAUCGAAGUGCUUCGAUCAAGAUGGGUGCAUGGAAAUCACGGACUACUCGUUACCAAAAGAUGACCUCUCGAGUGGCUCAGAGUGUAUGCUCGAAGAACGGAAGGACUAUCCAUCUGAAGAUUUGCAAGAUCUGCAAUGGGAUUCAGACAAGCAGGAAUAUGGACCAUGCCUUUGGAAUUUCUAGGUAGAAUGCAUGGUCCCAUCAUGACUGAUGAGCUAAACAACAAUUUCUAUCUCGACUAGCUGAAUGCACACGUGUG